CAUAUUAUAUCACUUCUAGAAAGGAGUAGCAGUAUAUUAUUGGAGAAGUGGCACAGGCCUUGUAUAAAAAAGGCUUCUCUUUCAAAUAUAAUGUCUUAUCAAAAAAGAACAAGUGAUGAGUGUUUGAAUUUUGAGGACGCCAGUCUGGUUUAUGUUAGUGAUAGACAUGGUGUACUUACAUCUCCCCCAGGAUAUGAAAAAUCGUCAGCAAAAAAGAUUGUGAGAGAAUGUGAUGUUGUUCAUGGUGCCUCCUGUGUCAGACAGCUUUCUGAAAACCGACAGUCCCCACGAAGUUUAUUUCAAAUUUGUAAGAACUUUACCACCAAGAAUCUUCAUCUUCUUGAGUCAUUGGAUGACUUUCCUGAGACAAUUGGUCAUGAAUUGUUCCUUGAAGCUCUUCAAGUUGAAAGUUUUCAUAAAAAUCCAGCUUAUUUGAAGAUUUUCUGUGAAGCUUAUAAAGAGCUUGUAUUAAAAGAUCUGUGUUUAAAAGAAGAAACAAUUUUAAUUGAUGAAUUUCUGCCGUAUUUUCUAUGUUUCAACAAUUUACUAAAAUUAGACUUGAGUCAUUGUCGAUUGGGGAAUAAACAUGAAUAUUUAAACUUUAUUGGAAGAAUGAAAAGUUUGGAAUGUUUAUAUCUCAAGGACAAUUGCCUCACUGACAGUGGAUUGGCAACAUGGUCUCUGCCUUACAGGAUGUUCAAUAAUGGACCACAAUUUCUCAAAAUAUUGGACCUCUCAUGCAAUCCCGAUCUUACUUGUUUCUGUUUAAAGUCAUUAUUUAAGUUUUCUCACCUCAAAUGUUUAAAUCUUUCUGGGACUGGUGUCACGAUGUCACCUGGUAUUGCAAGAUUUAAAAAAAUAAUGAACUUUAGUUUGGUCUCAUAUAUAGAAGAAUUCAGCCAAGACGCAUCUACAAUAACCAGUGGUUGGGCUGCCUCGUUUAUUUCUGAAUUAUCAUCAAAAUUGAAUGCACAAAAAAAUGAAUGGAAUGGAAAAAACGAACUUUAAACAAUUUCUAUCAACGACAUGAUACUUCAGCUGUGAUGACGUCAAGAAAGAUUAAUACCAAUCAUUAUCCAUUAGUAUUACUUCAGUCAGUGGAAGAUGUUUUACCAGGUACCCUACGGACCCUGCGUGGUGAGAACCAAUCAAAAAAAGAAAUAGUUACGAGUGACAAAUGUUCUGCGUUCAAGUGUCAAAAGGAACGUAAAACGCAUGUCAAAGAUGAAGGUUUAGAUAAACAUAAUGAAACAAAACU
This is a messenger RNA of Dendronephthya gigantea, 1258 nucleotides long. Its product is annotated as leucine-rich repeat-containing protein 42-like. The record is from RefSeq and is a predicted model, not a curated record. The transcript is spliced from 4 exons. Lineage: Eukaryota; Metazoa; Cnidaria; Anthozoa; Malacalcyonacea; Nephtheidae. Gene Ontology annotation, molecular function: protein binding. Bases 91 to 1008 code for a protein of 305 amino acids.